AUGCAAAACGUUCUCUGGUACGGCUCCUUGGCAAUCCAAACAAGCAACCGGUAUGAUGACAGGAACGCAUUUCCGUCGAAUUGGAUUGCAGCAAUUCGCCGAUUGGGUCGGCGAUUGCAAAAAAAAAAAACCGGCGAUUGGAUCACCGAUUGGGCAGGAAUGGUAAUGUCGGUUCCAAAAAGUAAUGACAAUUUGUCUGAUUCCUCGAUACCAAUUGUUAAGAGUUUGGUUGGGCCUCCUUAUGUCCAAAGUGGUGCCCUAUAUGCUCUAGGGUUUCUUAACACAAAUGAUGAUGAAAAAACCAAAGGAUUCAUAAUAGAUAUCCUUAAAGAAUCAGAAAUCGAGGUUGUCUGGCAUGGAGCUUGUCUUGGUUUAGGCUUGCUAGUACUAGAAAGUGCUGAUGAUGAUACAUACGAUGAGAUAUUAGGUGUUGUCUCCUUUGUAAGUGUAGGCGGUGAUGGUACAGGUGUUGCUGAUUUAAGGCUUGCUACCAGCAUCAGUAUUGGAUUGGUAAAUACUAGAAUUUUAAGUGAGAGGACAUACGAGAUGGUUGCACGUACACGUGAAACACAACAUGAAAAGCGGAUAACGUAUGUCCUCUCACUUAAAAUUUCAGCAUUUACCAAUCUAAGACUGAUGCCGGCAACAAACCCUGAAUUAGCAACACCGAUACCAUCACCGCCUACACUUACACAGAAGGCAACAUCCAAUAUCUCAUCGUAUGUAUCAUCAUUUGCACUUCCUAGUGGUACCAAGCCUAAACCAAGACAAGUUCCAUGUCAGACAACAUGCACCAAACAAGAUAGAGGCGAGAGGGAGGGUACUGCGGCGAAGUUGGAAAGGAGGUGUGUUUGGUUCGCAAAUGGCACUAAAGGGAGGGAGGGGCAGGAGAUCAGUGGAAGGAGAGAAGUGAAGGAAGGUCAGACUGCUGGUGGUGCGGCUCCUCCCAAUUUGAUUAACGAUGGAAGAUAG
Messenger RNA from Lactuca saligna, 972 nucleotides. The record is from the annotation of a GenBank genome assembly. NCBI's taxonomy places the organism in Eukaryota, Viridiplantae, Streptophyta, Magnoliopsida, Asterales, Asteraceae.